AUGCAGCGAGCAAGCUCAGCGGUGGAAUUUUCCAACCUGCUGAAUCCACAACCUCAAAAUCCAUACGAUCAGCAACAAGGAAGAGGAGGUUAUACCCAGGAAGGCGGUAUGUCUGCGGCCGUCAGGGCACUACCGCCCUUGGUCGGAGGCCUUCCAGACGAUAAAGGACAAGACCUGCCUCGACCAUACAAAUGCCCUCUCUGCGAUAAGGCUUUUCACCGCCUCGAACAUCAAACAAGGCACAUAAGAACACAUACAGGGGAGAAGCCACACGGAUGCUCCUUUCCGGGCUGCACGAAACGCUUCAGUCGGUCAGAUGAGCUGACUCGUCAUUCACGGAUACACAAUAAUCCCAAUUCGAGACGAAGCAACAAGACUACACACCAGACUGCGGCCAUGGCAAGCUACGCCCAUCAAGACCAGGCCGUAUCUGCGUCCAUGAUGCCUCCUCCGCAGCACAACAUGUCACGCUCCGCCCCGACAUCCAAAGUCGGCUCACCCAACGUUUCUCCUCCCAACUCGUACUCCUCUUAUUCAGCCAACACUCCAUCUACACUCAACCCGCACGCACGAAGUAACGGAGGGAGUCCGAACGGAUUGUCACACAAUCCAAUGGACAUCAAUCUACUUGCGACAGCUGCGUCACAAGUUGAGCGUGAAGACCAACAGCCAAACCACGGGUCUGUCGCUCGGCACCACCAUCAUCACCAUCACCACCACCACCCAUACUACAUCCACGGUAGCAGUAGUGCCAACCGACUACCUUCGCUUUCGCAAUAUGCCUACUCGCAAAACAUGUCCCGGUCCCACUCGAACGAAGAAGACGACAGCUCAAGGCCCCGCUUGUUCAAGCGGUCGCGGCCUGCGUCUCCCAACUCGACCGCUCCUUCAUCUCCAACCUUCUCUCACGACUCGCUCUCGCCCACACCCGAUCAUACGCCUCUGGCUACUCCCGCGCACUCACCCCGCUUACGACCCUACGGUGACCACGGCCUUCACCUGCCUGGAAUCCGCCACCUCUCCCUCACGCACGCACCGGCUCUCGCCCCAAUGGAGCCUUCAGCCGACGGCACUCCCCUUUACGGCAGCCUCACGAACCAAUCUACAUACGGCGGCGGCCCCCGGAUCAGCGAAAUCAUGAGUCGCACGGAUGGCACACACAGGAAGCUACCCGUUCCGCAGAUUCCGAAAGUGGCAGUACAAGACUUGCUCAAUCCUAGCAGUGGCUUCGCUAGUGGCAGCUCGAGCACCGCAGGCAGUCAGGCAGGGAACGAUUUGGCCGAACGGUACUGA
This is a messenger RNA of Letharia columbiana, 1293 nucleotides long. RefSeq lists its product as uncharacterized. Gene Ontology annotation, molecular function: RNA polymerase II cis-regulatory region sequence-specific DNA binding. The record is from RefSeq and is a predicted model, not a curated record. NCBI's taxonomy places the organism in Eukaryota, Fungi, Ascomycota, Lecanoromycetes, Lecanorales, Parmeliaceae. Gene Ontology annotation, cellular component: cytoplasm; nucleus. The transcript has a single exon. The coding region runs from base 1 to 1293 and encodes 430 amino acids.